This is a messenger RNA of Uncinocarpus reesii 1704, 813 nucleotides long. RefSeq lists its product as uncharacterized. Lineage: Eukaryota; Fungi; Ascomycota; Eurotiomycetes; Onygenales; Onygenaceae. The record is from RefSeq and is a predicted model, not a curated record. Bases 1 to 813 code for a protein of 270 amino acids. The transcript has 4 exons.
AUGUUUCGCCUCGUUCUCUAUGCUAGCUUUAUCGUCGGUGCGAUUUCACGCAAAGCGCGCCAGCAGCUCGAUCAAUGCACGGCAGCUUGCAAAGUCGGAGUCAAAGCCGUAUACCACUACAAAUGGUACCCUCAUAUGUUCUCUAGCACGAUCGUGGCUGCGACGGUAGUAAAAAUCGUCAAUACGGUGGCGGGCACAACGAGAACCAGCACGAUAUAUAACGAUCUCCCGAGCGGUUAUACCCUUCCGCCCACCAACGAAGACGGAACACAGGUGGCGACUGUCACAUACAGUCAGCAAGGGUCAACGAAGACCACCGUUCUCGCGUUUCCAACCAGCUUCCGGUCCUGGGCCGACGGGUACACCUUUCAAGGGGUGCUGCCAACUGAGAAAGACGGAGAAACGACAUGCAUGUCUGCUGAGGAACCUUCAUUCGUUCCGUUCCCGUCCUUCCCGCAGUCAGCGGUAACGGAGACACCGACACAUACGGCCGGCCCCGACCCAAAGGGCCUCCUUUUCAAAUUCACAUCGUUGGACGAGGGAGCGAACCAAUACGUGACAGCAUACUCGGACCUAGCUGCUUUUCAAGAAUGCUCAAUCUCGAAAUACCCGCUUCCUCUGGUAGCUGAGCCGACAGUCAGGUUUCUGAGCCAAACAGUCACAUCUUUCGAAGGCGCUGAGGCUACAUCGCAAGCUAGUGGUCGCGCGGGCCCGACUACGACCUCAGCUGCGUCACCGUCGUUGACACCCCACUCGGUUCUUGUACUCUCAUGCAUCUUGAUCGCGAUGGCUGUGGUUCCCGGGUAUAUAUAG